AUGCCCACACAAAGUCAGGGGAACAAAACUGCCUGUAUCAAACAACCUCAGAAAAAUUUCAGUAAACCUGAAAUUAAAAAAGACGAGGGAUUUAUUGAUCCUGCCGAUGCAUCAGACGCCUUGGACAAAAUGGAGUCUCUGUUAAAGGAGAUGAAAAAAGACAAUAAACACACUGCGUCAGUUGUCAUGGGUGAUGUUAUUGGUGUUAUCCAAAGACAAGCCGAGAACGCAGAAUUUGAAGACUUGUGCUACUCUUCAGAAGAGAAUGUGAUGAAUAUUCUUGACUGUCAAAGUGACCUGGAGAAAGGUAAUUUUCCCUGGUCUGUAAUGAUUCCCAGUGAGGCCUUUGAUAAAGCAAGUCUGGAAAACAAUGAAAGUGUAUUUGUUUACGUUUUUCGGUUCAAAAACAUGGGAAGGAAGGAUGAAACUAACAGUGUUUUGAACAAUGAGGUUUAUGGAAUAACUAUGAGGGCCAAUAUCGCCAACCUUACUAACAAUAUUGAAAUGUUCUUUACUCAAAAUGAUCAGGUCGGUAAGGCGUCCUGUGUUUCUUGGGAUGGCAAAGGAGGACUUAAAUGGACGACAUCUGGCUGUGAGACAGAGCAAAUCGACAACACCACCAUAAAGUGCUCCUGCUCACAUCUGACGUUCUUUGCAGUGCUGAUGUCUCUGACAGAUGAAAACAACACAGAGCUGGAAUCAUUGACCUUAAUUUCUUAUAUUGGCUGCGGCAUCUCCAUGUUUUUUAUGGCCAUCGCUUUAUUCAUGCAUUUCCUGCUACGGAAAGCCAAAUCAAAUCAGGCCACGAAGAUCUUGAUGAACAUGUUUGUGGCUUUGUGUCUACUGAAUGCCUCGUUUUUGUCAAACGAGAGUGUUGCUAACACAAAAGACAAUGCUGCGUGCGUCUUCAUAGCGCUGGUGCUGCAUUACUCCAUGCUGGCCUCAUUCACCUGGUUCUUCAUUCAAGCUCUUCAUAUGUACUUAUGGCUCAUCAGACAGAACGUCACCAUCACAAACUACAUGAGGAAGAUCACCGUGUUGGGCUGGGCGUUUCCCGCUCCAAUAGUCAUAGCUAUUGCUUCUGUAGGAGAAUAUAAAACACUGAUCCUAAAAACAACGUCUGGAAAAAUUUCACGAAUGUGCUGGAUUACAAAUCCCGUCAUUCACUACGCAGUGAACAUCGGCUACUACGCUUUAGUUUUCAUCUUCACGACAGGAAUCUUCAUCACUAUCUUAACUAGGAUUGUCCAGGCCAGACGCAUGAGAGCAACUGACGGCAAGAGAAAGACGUUCAGAAAGCAGCUGAUGAUGGUGUUGAGUUUGUUCCUGCUCUUCGGUCUGACGUGGUCUGUGGCGUUCUUCAGUUAUGGACCGAUGCGCAUUCCCUCAUAUUACAUAUUCACUGUGCUGAACUCAUUACAGGGGUUCUUCCUCUUCCUGUAUUACUACCACAUUCACAAUGACGUCGCAGGUCAUUUCUCAGAUGAUCCAGAAAGCACCGAAUCCACUACAACCAUCGCUCAAUCCAGCAUUACUGCUGUGGAAAAUAUUUAUAACUAGCAUAAUUAGGAUAGAAGGUCUUC
This is a messenger RNA of Sinocyclocheilus grahami, 1583 nucleotides long. Its product is annotated as adhesion G-protein coupled receptor G2-like. Bases 1 to 1560 code for a protein of 519 amino acids. Gene Ontology annotation, molecular function: G protein-coupled receptor activity. Gene Ontology annotation, biological process: cell surface receptor signaling pathway; adenylate cyclase-activating G protein-coupled receptor signaling pathway. Gene Ontology annotation, cellular component: plasma membrane. The transcript is spliced from 12 exons. Lineage: Eukaryota; Metazoa; Chordata; Actinopteri; Cypriniformes; Cyprinidae. The record is from RefSeq and is a predicted model, not a curated record.